AAGUGGAGAAAAACACAAUCACUCCACAGCGCCAACUCAUGGCCGCCGCCGCCGCCGGUCGCCGCCUCGGCCGGAGCAGACCCCUCCUCCUCCUCCGCCUCCCUGGCCACGCCCGAUCCCAUGGCUCAACCCCCGUCCUCCUGCGCGCCGUUGCUGCCUCCCCCUCCUCCCCUCGCAGCCACAGCGCGGGGAGGCGGCCCCCGGGCCUGCAGUCCACGCUGUGGCCGCUGGGCCACCCGGGCACGCUCCUGGUGCCGGAGAUCGAGCGGUGGGCGGCCAAGCCCGGCAACCGCCUCCGCCCCGUCGAGCUCGAGCGCAUCGUCAAGGAGCUCCGCAAGCGCCGCCGCCACCGCCAGGCCCUCGAGGUCUCCGAAUGGAUGAAUGCCAAGGGACAUGUAAAAUUUCUACCAAAGGAUCAUGCUGUUCACCUGGAUUUGAUUGGUGAAAUCCAUGGAAGCAGCGCAGCAGAGACCUACUUCAAUAACCUGUCAGAUAAAGAUAAGACAGAGAAACCCUAUGGUGCACUUCUUAACUGCUACACUCGAGAACUCUUGGUUGACAAAGCCUUGGCUCAUUUUCAGAAGAUGAAAGAGCUGGGUUUUGUGUUCUCGCCACUUCCCUACAACAACAUCAUGGGCCUUUAUACGAACCUAGGACAGCAUGAAAAGGUCCCUUCGGUAAUUGCAGAGAUGAAAAGCAACAGUAUCAUUCCUGAUAACUUCAGCUACAGAAUAUGCAUAAAUUCUUAUGGCACAAGGGCAGAUUUUUUCGGAAUGGAGAACACCCUUGAAGAGAUGGAGUGUGAACCUCAAAUCGUUGUUGAUUGGAACACCUAUGCUGUCGUGGCUAGCAACUACAUCAAGGGCAACCAAAGGGAGAAAGCAUUUUCUGCCUUAAAGAAAGCAGAAGCAAAAAUAAAUACAAAAGAUUCAGAUUCCUAUAACCACCUGAUUUCCUUAUAUGGACAUUUGGGGGACAAAUCAGAGGUCAAUAGGCUGUGGGCUCUCCAAAUGUCCAACUGCAAUAGGCAUAUUAAUAAGGACUACACUACAAUGCUUUCAGUGCUUAUGAAGAUUGAUGAGAUUGGAGAAGCUGAAGAAUUGCUCAAAGAGUGGGAGUCAAGCGGAAAUGCAUUUGACUUCCAAGUUCCAAAUGUCCUUCUCACUGGAUACCGCCAGAAGGGCUUGCUGGACAAGGCAGAGACGCUUCUUGAUGACUUCUUGAAGAGGGGAAAGAUGCCCCCUUCAACCAGCUGGGCGAUUGUGGCAGCUGGCUAUGCGGAGAAAGGUGAUGUUGUGAAGGCAUAUGAACUGACAAAGAAUGCCCUGUGUGUAUACGCUCCAAAUACUGGUUGGAACCCUAGGUCAGAGAUUAUUGAGAUGAUACUUAAGUAUCUUGGAGAUGAAGGUGAUCCUGAGGAGGUUGAAACUUUCAUUGAUCUGCUGAAAGCUGCUGUGCCAAUGAACUCAGCUAUGACUGACGCUUUGUCAAGGGCCCGAAUGAGAGAAGAAAAAAAUGUUAAAGAUGCAGUGUAAGCUCCUAGCUCAACAAAAGAAUUGUGAUAAUGUUUCUCGAGCUCUGAAGGCUGUUCUCUAAUCUGACUAGUUACUUUGUUCUUGGUACAUUUCUUCCUCUCUUUUAGGGCAAUUUUUUUUUCUUUUUUUAGGAGAAUGUGGGUGGAGAAUGAUAACCAAAAUGAGAUAUUAUCUUACGUAAAAUAGCCUGUACCUUGUCCCGUCUUUUUGAUGAAUUGGUCCUUUUUUGAACAACUUA
Oryza brachyantha (malo sina) is the source of this 1773-nucleotide messenger RNA. Its product is annotated as pentatricopeptide repeat-containing protein At4g21705, mitochondrial. Gene Ontology annotation, cellular component: mitochondrion. Bases 39 to 1535 code for a protein of 498 amino acids. Lineage: Eukaryota; Viridiplantae; Streptophyta; Magnoliopsida; Poales; Poaceae. The record is from RefSeq and is a predicted model, not a curated record. The transcript is spliced from 2 exons. Gene Ontology annotation, molecular function: protein binding.